CCAUGGCACAAAGAAGACGGUGCAGAGUCUCCUCGUUUGCUAGCGAAAGGGAUAGAUAGAUAUAUUUCUUGAUUGUAGUUCUCAGAAGGCCUUUUGGGUGGGGCUUGUGUGUGUGUGUGUGUCGCCAUGGGGCAGUAGGAUAUAUAUACAGUGAGCAUAUGCAAUAGGUUUGGUGUUGCAGAAGCUGUUUUGGUUGUUUAUUUAUGGUGAGGCACCCAAGGACGAUUUAUAGAUAUAUAGGUACUGUAGAUCAGUAAUUUGGUUGUUUGGUGUUUGGAGUAUGGGAUCUAUGAAUAAUUGGUUGGCAUUUUCCUUGGCUUCUCAUCUGGAUAUGCAAGGACAACAACAUUGCCCAAACCAGUCUGGAGUGGAUGCAAGCAAUAUGAUCCUUUCUAACUUUUCUCAGUCUGAUGUUAAUGGUUAUGGAAGUUGCAGUUCCACUGCUUUUGAGCUCCCUUCAAACACAACAACCGCAUCUUUGGGCAUGGGCUCAUUGAGGUCUGAUAAUGGGUCCUUGUGCCUUUUUGAGGCUAUCAAUCGAACCCACAAUGCAGCAGAAUGGCAUCAGAAGAGCUUGAGCUGUCAGACAGAAGCGAUUAAACCUGAAAUAAUGACCAAUGUCAACAGUAACGAUCAGAAACGCCCUAAGCUGGAAGAUUUCUUGGGAGGAUCAUUUGUGGGUGUUCAUUUUUCUGAGGAUUCAGAAGCUCAUAACCUUCACACUUCAGAGCUGGAUCAGAUAUAUGGAAAAGCGCCUGUAUUCAGCAGAGAUUCAGAUCAUAGCUCAGCCAUGAAGACUGGCAUUGUGGGAGAUCAUAUGCAAAUUAAUGGAGCCUCAGAUUUGACCACCGACUCAUCUAAGCACUCUCAGGAUCUGUCUGACCAAGCUAAUGCUUCUACUGCAAUGCAAGACUUAUACAAUAAUAGUGGGGAGGCCUACAACCUGUUUUCAGACUGCAGUCUCCAGCUCUCUCAGAGUUCAGUGAACAACAACAAUAAUAUGUAUGACCUCUCAGAUUUCAAGACAUGGCUGAGGAGCCAGUCAUCUGAAGAACCCAAGUUGAACAGUAAUAGCAACAGCUUUCCCACUAGUACUGCCCCAGUGGAAUCAGAAACCACUGCAAAUAAAGGCCGUUUUGCUUUGGCUAUACCUGCAAAUACUCAAUCCAAGUCUCCUGCAGCAGCUCUUGCAACUACUAGCUCUCAGAAAGAUAAUUCUAAUGAAGAUAUAAGCCCCUCUUCUGAGAGCAAGAAAAGAAGUCUGGAGCAGGCAAUUGUACCAGUGGAGCAAUCCGCAGCAAAGAAAUCCCUUGAUACCUUCGGCCAAAGAACUUCUAUCUACCGUGGAGUUACCAGGCAUAGAUGGACAGGAAGAUAUGAAGCUCAUCUCUGGGAUAACAGCUGCAGAAGGGAUGGCCAGACCCGAAAGGGAAGACAAGUAUAUUUGGGUGGCUAUGACAAGGAAGAGAAAGCAGCCAGGGCUUACGAUCUGGCAGCUCUUAAGUAUUGGGGUCCAUCAACAACAACAAAUAUUCCGAUUUCCAACUACGAGAAAGAGCUGGAAGAGAUGAAACAUAUGUCCAGGCAAGAAUACGUUGCUUCUCUCAGAAGGAAGAGCAGUGGGUUUUCCAGGGGUGCAUCUAUUUACCGUGGAGUAACAAGACACCAUCAACAUGGAAGAUGGCAAGCUCGGAUUGGAAGAGUUGCUGGCAACAAAGAUUUGUAUCUUGGAACAUUCAGUACACAGGAAGAAGCAGCUGAGGCAUAUGACAUUGCUGCCAUCAAAUUUCGGGGCCUCAACGCUGUCACAAACUUUGAUAUGAGCAGGUAUGAUGUGAAGAGCAUUAUAAACAGUGCACUGCCCAUAGGAGGACUUGCAAAGCGCAUUAAAGAGGCAGAAUCAGCUCAUCUUGAGAGGACUGUGGAUGGACCAAGAAUUGUUCAUGAUGAGGACAGCACAUUGAGCUCUCAAACACAUGAUCCUGUCAGCUAUGGCAAUGCCUCAGCUGCAGCCAAAGCUGCACAUGAAUGGCCUCUUCUGGCUUUUCAGCAGCAAGCAAACUCAUCCAUGGCAGCAGCAUAUCAACAAAGAGGCCUAUGGUGGAAACAGGCAAAUGACAACCAAACACACCAAGAUUAUCAAAUACAGUUGCAUCAGAAAUAUCUUCACCCAUCCAUGUUAGCAGGCAAUGGAACUGUUUUGCACAAUCUCAUGGGCCUGGAAUCUGCAGAAGCCAAUAGCUCAACUGCUGGGAUCUACAAUGACAUCUCAAACACUUUAGCAGCCAAUGGGUUGAUGAUGCAAAAUUCUUCUGUAACCCAAUCUGCCAAUUCAUCAGUUGUAUCUGCUACUCACUUCAGUGACAAUUCAGAAGGAUCGGUUGCUUCCAAAGCUGCAUCAACCUAUGAAAACAUGAUGUCUGCAGAUCCAUCAGGAAGAGGCCUAUACUAUUUAACUCAGCAGCAGCUUGGAAGAGUUGGGUAUGAGAAUCUUACAUGUAACAACAACUGGAUGACACCUUCUCUUCAGACUUUAGGCUCUAAACCUAAUCUAGCAGUAUGUCAUGCUCCUGUUUUCACUGUUUGGAGUGACACAUAGUAGUAUUGUAGCUCUCUGAUCAUGACACAUUCUUAGUACAUACUAAUUUUAUAUAUUGUUAUUGCUUACUUUAUAUGCGGAAGUAUAGUAAAAUCUAACACCUUAGGCCCUUAUUUUGACCAUUUUUGGAAGGGUCUAAGGCCUGCUACUUACUUACUGGUUAUAUGGAGGUCUACAAGAGCUUUGCCUUCACUUGGGAGUAACAAGGCUUUUGAAAUCAGGAAGUGAAUUUUUGUCGUAGCUCAUAAACCCUCCAAGCCACAAGUUUAUCAUGGGUGGCUUCUCGAUUUCUUUUUGUAUAUUCAAAUACUUGAUAUACUAAUAAAGUAUUUUCUCCCUUCAACGCAAUCACGGUAAAGGGGAGACCAAAACUAUUCAUUACACUA
Messenger RNA from Cryptomeria japonica (Japanese cedar), 2985 nucleotides. RefSeq names its product AP2-like ethylene-responsive transcription factor PLT1. Bases 281 to 2599 code for a protein of 772 amino acids. Gene Ontology annotation, molecular function: DNA-binding transcription factor activity; DNA binding. NCBI's taxonomy places the organism in Eukaryota, Viridiplantae, Streptophyta, Pinopsida, Cupressales, Cupressaceae. Gene Ontology annotation, biological process: regulation of DNA-templated transcription. The transcript has 9 exons. The record is from RefSeq and is a predicted model, not a curated record.